Messenger RNA from Mytilus trossulus (common blue mussel), 1361 nucleotides. RefSeq lists its product as uncharacterized. The record is from RefSeq and is a predicted model, not a curated record. Lineage: Eukaryota; Metazoa; Mollusca; Bivalvia; Mytilida; Mytilidae. Gene Ontology annotation, molecular function: N,N-dimethylaniline monooxygenase activity; flavin adenine dinucleotide binding; NADP binding. The transcript has 5 exons. The coding region runs from base 34 to 1284 and encodes 416 amino acids.
GUAAUACUAUUACACUCAUAUUUCAGUCAUAAGAUGGACGAAAAAAAGAUAGCUAUUAUUGGAGCGGGCAUAAUGGGCAUUUCUGCCUUGAGACGGCUAUCUGAGAACAAGAAAUUUCUACUGACUUGUUUUGAGAGGAACUAUGACCUUGGAGGUCUAUGGCUUUACACAGAUCAAACGGAUAAAGAUGUAUAUGGACGAAAAAUUAACUCCGCUAUGUAUAGAAAUCAUCAGACUAAUCGUCCAAAACAAUUAAUGCAACUAGAUGGUUUUCCCAUGGACGAAGAAUGUCCAACUUUUCCUACGCAACGGGAUGUUUUAGAUUAUAUUCGCAAAGUUGCUGACCAAUGUAAUAUUCGGAAAUAUAUCAAGUUCAACACCGAAGUACAGUCAGUUAAACCCGUUUCUGAAAAUACCCAGAAUACAAAAUGGCUGAUAACAUAUGGAGACAAUAGAAAAAAGAAUGACAGUCAUGUUGAAGAAUUUGAUGCUGUUAUAGUUUGUAAUGGUAACUGUUCCAUUCCAAACUAUCCAAUAAUUGAUAACGAGAAGGAAUUCGAAGGAUUGGUAAUUCAUAGUAUACAAUACAGACGCCCAGAACUGUUUGCUGGACUUAAUGUAGCGGUGUUGGGAGCGAGUCAUUCAGGACUGGAUAUUUGUCACGACAUUUCAAAACAUGCAAAAACGGUAUAUUUAUGCCACAGAGGUUCUAAGCUAACUACUGUAUUGCCAGGGAAUGUUAUCGAAAAAACGUCCGGUUUUAAAAGGUUUAUAUCAUCUUCCAUUAUUCUUGAUGAUAAUGACGUCAUACAGAUUGAUGCAGUUAUUUAUUGUACCGGAUUUAGGUACGACUUAUCUUUCCUUCCUGAGGGCUUAUUAGAAGUUGGACAAAAUAAAGUCGUAUGUAAUCUCUACAAGUAUGUUUUGCCACCUCAAUAUUCUACUAUUUUUUUCAUGGGACUUAUGAGACUAUAUAUACUUUUCUUUCCAUAUGGAGAUCACGAGGCUUUAUUUAUCAAAGCGAUGUUAGAGGGAUCUGUCUGUAUUCCAACUUAUAACGAGAUGAUAAUGAUCAUUGACGCAGAUUCGAAACGUCCAUGGCUCUCUAAUAGUCAUUGGGAGUGGGACAAAGAACUUGCUAGUAUUGCAGGGAAUUUUGAAUCAUUUCCACCAGUGUUGAAAUCAAUCAGAGAUCAUAUAGUGGCUGUCAAAGCAAAAGACUUUUCAAUGUUCAGAUCAGUCACUUUUAAGAUAACUGGACCAGACUCCUUUGAAAUAGUGUAACACUAUUAUUAUGUGAGUUUUUGAUAGGUUGUCAACUGGAGACGAAUGAUUUUUGUUCUCUCCUCAAAUAUUCUUAU